AUGAGAACGGUGGCUGAGAACACCUCGGCGAGGGAGUUUAUCCUGGCGGGCCUCACCGACCAGCCGGGCCUCCAGAUGCCCCUCUUUUUCCUUUUCCUGGCUUUCUACCUGAUCACCGUGGUGGGGAACUUGGGCCUGAUCACCCUGAUCGGCCUGAACUCCCACCUGCACACCCCCAUGUACUUUUUCCUCUUCAACUUGUCCUUCAUCGAUUUCUGUUAUUCUACUGUCAUCUCUCCCAAACUGCUGAUGAGUUUUGUCCUGAAGAAGAACAUCAUCUCCUAUGCUGGGUGCAUGACCCAGCUCUUCUUCUUUCUCUUCUUUGUCGUCUCGGAGUCCUUCAUUCUGUCGGCCAUGGCCUAUGACCGCUACGUGGCCAUCUGUAACCCACUAGUGUACACGACCAGCAUGUCCCUGUGGGUCUGCUUGCUACUGUUGGCGGGGGUCUACGUGAUGGGCUUUGCGGGGGCCAUGGCCCACACGGCAUGCAUGGUGCAGCUGACCUUCUGCGCCAAUAAUCUGGUCAACCACUACAUGUGUGACAUCCUCCCCCUCCUGGAGCGUGCCUGUAGCAGCACCUUUGUCAACGAGUUGGUGGUCUUUAUUGUGGUGGGCAUUGAUAUCGGGGUGCCCACGGUCACCAUCUUUAUCUCCUACGCCCUCAUUCUGGGCAGCAUCCUCCGCAUCCGCUCCACUGCUGGCCGGUCCAAAGCCUUCAGCACCUGCAGUUCCCACAUCCUGGCCGUCUCGCUCUUCUUUGGGUCCGGGGCCUUCAUGUACCUUAAACCAUCUUCUCUCUUACCCAUGAACCAAGGCAAAGUGUCCUCCCUGUUCUACACCAUUGUGGUGCCCAUGCUCAACCCCUUAAUCUACAGCCUGAGGAAUAAGGAUGUCAAAGUUGCCUUGAAAAAAACCUUGAGCAAAAAAUCAUUCUGA
Messenger RNA from Sorex fumeus (smoky shrew), 936 nucleotides. Its product is annotated as olfactory receptor 145. Gene Ontology annotation, molecular function: G protein-coupled receptor activity; olfactory receptor activity; odorant binding. NCBI's taxonomy places the organism in Eukaryota, Metazoa, Chordata, Mammalia, Eulipotyphla, Soricidae. The record is from RefSeq and is a predicted model, not a curated record. Gene Ontology annotation, biological process: G protein-coupled receptor signaling pathway; sensory perception of smell. The transcript has a single exon. Gene Ontology annotation, cellular component: membrane. The coding region runs from base 1 to 936 and encodes 311 amino acids.